This is a messenger RNA of Andrographis paniculata, 1016 nucleotides long. Its product is annotated as pathogen-related protein-like. The record is from RefSeq and is a predicted model, not a curated record. The transcript is spliced from 4 exons. The coding region runs from base 161 to 886 and encodes 241 amino acids. NCBI's taxonomy places the organism in Eukaryota, Viridiplantae, Streptophyta, Magnoliopsida, Lamiales, Acanthaceae.
UUUGGAAUUGUCUGUGUAAUUUUCUUAUCACUUCGUCCUUACAUUAUAUGACUGGACAAAAAUUUCUGAAUUAUUGCAAGAUUAUUCAGGUUAGGCUGCUGUUAGAAUUAUUAAGUUCUUGAAAUAAGACAUCCAUGUUCAUUCCAUCACUGCCUUGAAAAUGGCUUCUCGAGAAAACAUUGCAGGGAAAUACAGAACUUACAUGAUUGAAGAUGAUGAGGAAAAGAACAUAGAAUGGCGAUUUGGUUCCCGUCCCAACUAUGAAGCUGUCGACAAGCUCUUCGAAGAAGGAAGAACUCAUGUAUGGCCGCCGGGUUCGCUGGAAGAGAAGGUCGAGAACAUCGUGAAGACAUGGGAAAUGGAGAUGUUCCACAAAGUGAACCCCGAAGACUACAAAGUAGUUGAUCCCGACAAGUAUAGAUUCAGCCUAAAUGGGAGAGAAGCGCUGUCGCUUGUCGAGAAAAGGAAGCUCGGGGGAGGAUACAAUUCUUUGCUUCAGACAUCCUUACCUGAGAAAUUCAGGUGCUUCGAUCCCGACGAAGAGACCGUCGAUUCGUCCCACCGUGCUUUCACGACCGCAUUUCCGAGAGGGUUUGCGCUCGAGGUUAUUCGUGUCUACUCAGGGCCGCCGGUGAUUGUUUACAAGUUCCGGCACUGGGGUUUCAUGGAGGGCAGCUUCAAGGGACACCCGCCUACCGGAGAAAUGGUCGAGUUUUUCGGGAUGUCUGUAUUCGAGUUGGACGAGAAUUCGAAGGUCGUGAAGGUGGAAUUCUUCUAUGAUCGCGGCGAGCUGCUCGGAGCUCUCGUGAAGGGCGACAAGAUCGACGGCGGUGUCGACGUCGACGUUUCCAGAAGCUCUUGCCCGGUUCUUAAGAACACUGGUUAGAAAGGAUUCUGACGUUAUUGCAACACAAGUUAAUAAAUUAUGGUUUACCUCGAAAUGACCGUUGUGAUCAUUGUCUUCAGAUUACUACAAUGGCAGCUCAUAAUGAUAAAAACUGGCAAUAAUUAACGGA